AUGGGAAAGGCAAGUCUUGUCGCUGCCAAAAAAAGAGACAAGCUUAGAAAUUGGAACGAAUACCUUACUUCUCCAUCAAUUAGAAUUGAUGGACACGUGUCAAAUAUUGAACAGGCUGAUAAUUAUUUGAUUGAUUGUUGUUUGAAUAGAAAACGACUUGAUGUUAUUUUUAAUCAUCUACGAUACUCACCGAAAGAUAAUUGUAUUCGUUAUGGUCAUGUAGAAAAUGUUUAUAGCAAUGUCAGAGAAAUAUAUUUUAUUCCAUUAGAAGUUGAUGAUAAAGUACCUGAAGUUGUGACAUUUUUGGAUUAUGAUGGUAAAAUACUCGACCCAGAAUCUGAUAAGAAACGUGAUUCAAAACUGUUGUUAGGUGCUAUUGUGAUAGCAGAUGCUGAAUCUAGUAAAUCGAAGCGACGACGUGAUGUUGUUAAUGGUGGUGGUAACAGAUUAAAUAAAAAAGAACAAUCAGAUCAUAAAUCUGGUGGUAUAGAUGGAAUAUUAAAUAACUUAUUGACAGAUGUAAAGACAAAAAAUCUUCUUGAAACAUUAUUUCCACAACAAAAUUUGUCACAGCUUCAAAAUUUGCCAGGUCAUUAUAGUAAUAAUGUUCAGAUGCCAUCCAAUAAUAAUAAUAACACACCAGGGUUUAUAUUACCAGCACCACUACCAUCACAACAAAUAGCAUAUCCAUCACAAUACCAAUAUCACCCGAAUCAAUAUCAAAUUGUUUUACCGCAGCCGCCACCGCCACAAAUUAACCUACAAACUGUUUCGCCACUACCACAAAUUAAUCCACAAACACAAUAUAAUAAUAGUCAUCAUCAUGUUCAACCUGCAUUUGUGAAUAAUUUACAAAAUUUCAUUCCCAAUUCUUCUUUACAAUUUUCAUCACUAUCAAUUCAACAACAACCAGCAUUGAAUAAUCAUAGUUCGAAAAAAGUCCAACAAAAAAUUAAACAACCACAGCAACAACAAAUUCGACCAAAACAAGUCACACGAAAUCAAGUACAAAGACAUCAGCCACAAAAUGAUGAUAAUAAAUCAUCAGUAACACAACAAGAAGUUUUCCUUUCCUUCCGUAACAGUUCAGUAUUUAGUUGUGAAUUGGUUAAAAGAAAAGAAUCUAUUAUAAAUCGUCGAGUGUUAUUAUCUACAGCAUUAUUAAUGCUUCAGGAAAAUAGUGAAGUACGUAAAGCUCUUAUUGUUCAGACAAGAAGACCUGAUGGUCGUUGUAAAAUAUUCGAUGAUAAUGCCUGUGUACUUAUAAAUAAUCGUGGUGAACUAUUAGGAACAAAAAUACUUGGUGUUAUUAGUAUUGAAUUGAGAGACAAAAAAUCGGAGAAAAUUGUUAAAUCCAAGUAUCUUUUUAAUAAUGCUAUUCAUUUCUAA
Messenger RNA from Entrophospora sp. SA101, 1389 nucleotides. NCBI's taxonomy places the organism in Eukaryota, Fungi, Glomeromycota, Glomeromycetes, Entrophosporales, Entrophosporaceae. The record is from the annotation of a GenBank genome assembly.